AUGACUUUUACCAAGUAUACUGCUGGUGGACACGCCCCCACUGAUAUUCCUUCUAAUUGCAACGUGGGAGAGGAGGAUAUGACACGCGAUAUCGCAGGGAGUAGAAACACCCCUGUGAUACUGUUCUUCAUAUUCAGGGAGGAAGACGAUGAUAUUACCACCAAUACAGACGGGUGUGGACACGCCCCCACUGAUAUUCCUUCUAAUUGCAACGUGGGAGAGGAGGAUAUGACACGCGAUAUCGCAGGGAGUAGAAACACCCCUGUGAUACUGUUCUUCAUAUUCAGGGAGGAAGACGAUGAUAUUACCACCAAUACAGACGGGUGUGGACACGCCCCCACUGAUAUUCCUUCUAAUUGCAACGUGGGAGAGGAGGAUAUGACACGCGAUAUCGCAGGGAGUAGAAACACCCCUGUGAUACUGUUCUUCAUAUUCAGGGAGGAAGACGAUGAUAUUACUCCCAAUACAGACGGGUGUACACCCGUCUGUGAAAGAGAAGGCAGAAGCAAUCUCUGCCGAGGGAGUCAGCGAGCGGCCGCGCGGAGAGGAGGGGCGGGCGGUCCCCAGGCGGGCGGGCGCAGGGCGCAGGGCGCAGGGCGCCGACCUGCCGGAGAGGGGGCCCGGGCGCGAGGCGGAGUCCCGGCGCGCGGCCAGGCUGGUGGAGGCCCCCGGCAGGCUGCAGAUUCCCUCCGGCCCCGGGAGCCGCAGCAGGACCGGCCAGGAGGCGCCACGGAGGGGAGCCCCAUCCCGGUGCUGACAGUGCCCACCGCGCCCUACGAGGACCAGCGGCCGGCCGGCGGCGGGGGUCUGCGGCGACCCACCGGCCUCUUCGAGGGCCAGCGCAACUACCUGCCCAGCUUUAUCCAGAGCGUGCUGUCCUCCAUCGACCCGCGCGACCGUCAGGGCUGCACCAUGGUGGUGGGCAGCGACGGCAGGUACUUUAGCAGGACGGCCAUCGAGAUCGUGGUGCAGAUGGCCGCUGGUAAUGGAAUUGGACGACUGAUUAUUGGACAGAAUGGCAUCUUGUCGACACCUGCGGUCUCCUGCAUUAUCAGGAAGAUCAAGGCAGCUGGUGGAAUCAUUCUAACAGCCAGCCACUGCCCUGGAGGACCAGGGGGAGAGUUUGGAGUGAAGUUUAAUGUUGCCAAUGGAGGUCCUGCACCCGAUGUUGUCUCAGACAAAAUCUACCAAAUCAGCAAAACGAUUGAGGAAUAUGCUAUAUGUCCUGAUCUCCGAAUCGACCUAUCUCGACUAGGAAGACAAGAAUUUGACCUAGAGAACAAAUUCAAACCAUUCAGAGUGGAGAUAGUGGACCCAGUGGAUAUCUAUCUUAACCUCCUUCGGACCAUCUUUGACUUUCAUGCCAUCAAGAGUUUGCUGACUGGGCCCAGCCAACUGAAGAUUCGCGUUGACGCAAUGCAUGGAGUUAUGGGACCUUAUGUGAGAAAAGUUCUGUGUGAUGAGCUGGGGGCCCCAGCCAAUUCUGCAAUAAACUGUGUUCCCCUGGAAGACUUUGGAGGGCAGCACCCUGACCCAAACCUGACAUAUGCAACGACUCUUCUGGAAGCAAUGAAAGGAGGAGAAUAUGGAUUUGGAGUUGCAUUUGAUGCUGAUGGGGACCGUUAUAUGAUCCUAGGCCAAAAUGGCUUCUUUGUGAGCCCUUCUGACUCCCUGGCCAUCAUUGCUGCCAACCUCUCUUGUCAGAUGGGGGUCCGCGGGUUUGGGACGAGUAUGCCAACCAGCAUGGCCCUGGACAGGUAAUCAUCCCUUUCAAGCCCUGAUAUCUUCGACUCCCCAAGUCCCGAAGAGGAUAAGGAGGAACACAUUUCACUUGCGCACAGAGGAGUGGAUGCGUCAAAGAAAACUUCCAAGACUGUUACCAUAUCCCAGCACAGCCUGAAUCCAGACUCUGCCUCCUCGCCAUGCCAGCCAAGCCCCUUUUGGCUCCUGCGCUGGGGUAGCCUGCUGGGCCCUUGGUGGCUUGUGGAUGAAGGAACAAGUGAAUGGAGUGUGUGGAGAGAGGCGGGGACAGUGGUGUUAACGGAGAGUUUGACUAACCAGGACAAAGACGCAGCACACAAAUCCCCGGCCCUGAACCCUCCCUGCCUUCCCUCGUCACAGGUGUCUGACAACAAAGCAUCCCUGCCGCCCAAGCCAGGGACCAUGGCAGCAGGUGGCGGUGGGCCAGCCCCUCUGUCCUCAGCGGCGCCCUCCCCCCUGUCAUCCUCUUUGGGAACAGCUGGACACAGAGCCAACUCCCCAUCUCUGUUCAGCACGGAAGGAAAACCAAAGAUGGAGCCUGCGGCCGUGGAGGAGCUAAGGACACAGGUCCGCGAGCUGAGGAGCAUCAUCGAGACCAUGAAGGACCAGCAGAAACGAGAGAUUAAACAGUUAUUGUCUGAGUUGGAUGAAGAGAAGAAAAUCCGGCUUCGGUUGCAGAUGGAAGUGAACGACAUAAAGAAAGCUCUACAAUCAAAAUGAAUACUUGAUCAAUGAAAUGUCACAUUAUUCAUCCUGAGUCCGAGACUCAAAUUUUCUGCCCCAGCCAAAAUAAUCUUGUGCCAAAAGAUUAAAGGUUUGCCUCAAAAUGUCCCUGUUUGAAAGAUUAGCACAAAAGUCUUGAUAGCACAACACAAAUUCCAUCCAAGAGGAGAAUCUUCCCCAGGGUUUAGUCCUGGGGCUGGCACUCGUUGUGACUUACACAGAGCAAAAUUGUGCUAAAGGCUUUUCUACUCUGAGAUCUCAAUGCGAAAUGAAAACUCAGGCAGUUUAGUCCAUAGUGGUACUAUUUUGAUGAUAUUUUCCAUUAAUAAAAUGUAAUUUCAGAUUAUUCGUUUACAAGCUUUAUAAUUUUAUGAUUUUUUAAUCGUGUUUUGUCACAGACUUCCCUGGUGUUUGUACUACACGUAGUCAGAAGCGAGUGUCCUUUUCUUUUGCUUCAGGCUAAGAGCUGCCUCGCUCUUUGUCCCCCCAUUGGGAUUCUAUUACAUAUGCAAUUGUAGGUUCAACCUGUCCCUUUCCCUGCCAGCAAACCCCACCACCCUAAGAGAAAUUUUAGCUUAUAUAUGAUGGUAUAUUUACAAAAAGAGAAAGAGAAAGUCUGGUAUUUGCAAUGAUCUGUGCCUUCUUUUUACCACCCUCUUGAUUGGAGCUUUUGUGAUGCAGCUACCAUGAUUCAAAAAAAUUAAAAAUUAAAAAAAAAAAUCUGCCACUUAUCCAAGUCCACUAGAGGCCACUGUCUUCAAAGCUUCUCUCACCCUAGCCAAAGGUCCUAAGAGGAGACAGCUGUGAAGUUGGGAGUGCUCUGUGGUACCAGCUGUGACUUUUCUAUUUCUCCUAGUUUUAGGUUGUUCAUGAAACUAGAAAUGUCAUCCUGCUUGAUUUUUCAUCAGCCAAGUUAAACCCCUGCUUUCUGUCCUUUGCACCUUUUGCGUGAACAGAAUAUGCAUUAUUAAAGCAAAAAUAAAUAAAAGUAAAAUACAAAUGAAAACAAGGGAGGGAAAGUUGUAUUAUUUCCUGCACUGGGUUACCCGUGUGUGUUAUCGUUUAAACUGUAUUCACAUAAUGUCAUUUGCCUUGCUCACUUGUAACCCCUUCCUCAGGUCCAAGAGAAUGGGAGGAGGGUCAUGUUGAAGUGUAGCCAUUGGAACUUUCUUGCAUUUAUGGAGUUGCUUUUUCUUUCCCAGGGAAACUGAUGUUUGCCUGUCCGCUUUAUCUUUGUAGUAUAUGAACAGUUCAGCCUUAGACUAUGUAACUGUUUUCUCAUCCUUAGCUGAAAAUGAGGGGCUUACUGUAUUGCGAGACUGUUCAGGGGUAGGGGUGGAGGGGGUGGUCCCUUAAUGGCCCCUGAAGAUGUUGGAUGUGUUUCUCAAAAGCUGCUUUGUCUAUUUCCUGAGUUUAAUAGUGAAACUACUAAACAUUAAUAGAUUUGCACAGCCACAAAGAAUGAGAGUUGAUAAUACUGAAGAAGUGAUGCAAAAACAAAAAAUCACAUUAUUGAUCAUUGAUAGUAUUACAAAUAAAUGUCUCUUCCUUUCUCUUCCUCCCUCCCUCCUCCUGCCUUCCUCUUAACCUAUGUGCUCAUCCUUGCUACUUGAGGCUGUUAUUUCCCUCCGAGUAUUUAAGGAGCCCAAACACCUUGGUCUUCCUGGGUGGGGGCAUAAUUAAGGGAAGGGAGUGUAUAAGGAAGGAAACCUGAUACCCUCCAUUCCCAUCCCUGGAUAUAUUGCCUUUUCAGCAGCCUCGGGUUCAGUGUGCUUGGGGUCAGGAGUGACAGGUUCCCAAGAGCAGUGUAAAAUAUCCAUGUACCCCUUGACAGUUAUAAGCAUUUCUGCGUUAAACUUGAAGAUUCCAGAGAUUCCCCACGACCUAAUGAUCUAAGAAUGCAGAUUGGAUUCUUUGAUGUUCAAAUUUCUCAUCUACUUAUGAAAAUCCCUAAUUAUAUAGUUUUAUAUAAUGUGUAUACAGAGUAGGAUUGUUGAUGAAAUUGAGCGGUUGGAACACCCUCAUGGAGCACUGGCAACAUGGAAUGUAGAGAGCUGAUGUCUUCCCCCUCAUAGAGGCCAUUGGCUUCCUUUGUAUAAGGAGAGGGAGAAGUGAUUCUGGAAGGAGAAGUUGGUAUGUCUAGCUUCAUUGCUGCCCCUCGGGCUACCCAGCAAGAGGAUUCUGCGUCAAGGAACUGGAGGAGCCGCUACCCAAACUGCCACCAUCUUUACUCUUUACAAAAUGGACCCAUCGAGAAUGUUGAAAAGCUUGGAAGUAUCACUUUUGAAAAAAAAAAAAAUUAUUUUGCAUUCAGCAUGGACUCGACCAGGCAUCUAUGGAGAUUAUUUUUUUGCUUCAUUUUAUAAAGUUGUAUUUAGAAAAGUCUUAAGUAUUGUGCUUUGUAAAGAAGAUGAUUAAAAUGAAAUUUUGUGAGAA
Messenger RNA from Gorilla gorilla gorilla (western lowland gorilla), 4920 nucleotides. RefSeq lists its product as uncharacterized. Gene Ontology annotation, cellular component: adherens junction; cell-substrate junction; cytosol. Gene Ontology annotation, molecular function: magnesium ion binding; phosphoglucomutase activity. The record is from RefSeq and is a predicted model, not a curated record. Gene Ontology annotation, biological process: carbohydrate metabolic process; striated muscle tissue development; myofibril assembly. NCBI's taxonomy places the organism in Eukaryota, Metazoa, Chordata, Mammalia, Primates, Hominidae.